Molecule: messenger RNA, 804 nt
Organism: Rhodotorula toruloides NP11
Lineage: Eukaryota; Fungi; Basidiomycota; Microbotryomycetes; Sporidiobolales; Sporidiobolaceae
Product: zinc finger, MYND-type domain protein
Exons: 4
Coding region: 1-804 (267 amino acids)
Source: RefSeq, a predicted model, not a curated record
AUGGCCCACAUCGAGCGCCAGGUCGACGAGAUCAUCGCGGCGAUGCUAGAGCAACAACGUGCGAAGGCCGAGAGCGCGUCCAAGCCACCGCGGGACAGGAGCGUCGCGUCCAAGUGCGCUGUGUGUACGAAGGACGCCGUCUCGCGGUGCUCGAAGUGUAGGGUCGUCUGGUUCUGCGGGCCAGAGUGCGCAAAGUUGCUAUGGCCCUCGCACAAGGCUUUGUGCGGCGCCGACCCCGACUACUUCCACGUCGCGCCGCUGUCGAAACGCGAGUGCCGCGACCUCGAGACCGUCCUAGACGGACCCAUCUACCAGUGUGGCGAGGAGCUGUUCGAGCAGAUACCUAUAACGCUCCGACAGGCCAUGACGCUGCAGUACUUCCAAGGCUUCGAGGACAUCGAGGAGGAUUUGAGCACUUGGGCCGACGUCAAGCGACUGCUGCAGAGCCCGGCGCCGACCACUACCACUCGUGCGCCGUAUGAGCGAGACCCGCGGCACACCCUCAUCGCCUUGGCCCGAACUCAACUCGACACGCUGUACAUGCGACAAGGCGGAGUAACGGAUCCACGGAGUAGCGAGCCAUGGCAACUAGCACACAACAUGGUCGAGGAGGUCAUGCAUGCGCACGACGAAUUCGAGGAGGAUCUGGCGGAUCUCCAGGUCAAUCGCCCUUUCAACCACUUCCUCCGCCAACUCCUCAUCUUCAUCACUAUGCUCUCGCACUUUGUCAAGGCACCCAAGGAAGACAUCAAUGUCUACCUCGGUCACAUGCGGACCGCGCUGGACCGCACCCGAGAAGCUUGA